Molecule: messenger RNA, 853 nt
Organism: Phalaenopsis equestris
Lineage: Eukaryota; Viridiplantae; Streptophyta; Magnoliopsida; Asparagales; Orchidaceae
Exons: 1
Source: RefSeq, a predicted model, not a curated record
ACCGACAAAACAUUAUCAGAAGCAAGGUACUACAACAUCUUAAAGCUAAAGUUUCAGUAACAGCAGCAAAAUGAAUAGAAAGCAAAACAAACAGCUACUCUGCAUGAUGGAUGACAUACCUUUCAUAGCUGAAGAAACCAGCUUGCUUCUUCUUCAACAAUGGUUCACAAAGAACAUCACAACGACAUUCUUCAAGUGCACCAGAUGGCAACUGGAGGAAACCAUGGAUCUCCUCAACUGCCCCUUUCAUUACUUCUGCGACAGCACCUAUGCCGGAAACCUCCCUCCAUUCAUCGACCUCUCGGCACUCACCUUCGUUGCACUCUCCUUUCUCUCAGCUGCAGCUUUCACAGCAUUAGAAUUCAGAACCGGUGGAGAAAUCUUUGGGAGGAGAAGAUUGAAGAGAAGGUAUUUCUUGCCUUCAGGUCCCAUAGUGCUGCCAUUGAUGCUCUUAGUACUGGCCAAUGGACAGAGAAUCAACACUUUGUUUCCACUCUCACAAAUGGGGCCUUCAAUCCUCCUCCUCAUUCACGUUUCAGCUCUUGCAUUCGAGAACAGAAGUGAUCAGAGAAGCAUAAGAUAUGCAGUGUUAGAAGCUUCGACUGUUUCCGGUAUUCUGCAUGCGAGUCUGUAUUUGGAUUCAGUUAUUCUGCCUUACUACACAGGACUGGAUGCUAUAACCAAGUCCAUCUUCUCCAGCGAGUGUCCGUCAUGCGUGUGCCGGAAAGAGGAACUGGUGGUCGGAGGAAGGCUGGUGAGUUACAGGGGUUGUUCGAAGACGACGCUGGUCAUCAUUAUUGCAUUGUGUUCAAGAAUGUUGUGCAGGAUAUGUGGGGAAGAGAGACUAAGUUGG